Phlebotomus papatasi is the source of this 3398-nucleotide messenger RNA. It is a transcript of the gene me31B, whose product is annotated as ATP-dependent RNA helicase me31b. Gene Ontology annotation, biological process: P-body assembly; cytoplasmic stress granule assembly. Gene Ontology annotation, molecular function: RNA helicase activity; ATP binding; mRNA binding. The record is from RefSeq and is a predicted model, not a curated record. NCBI's taxonomy places the organism in Eukaryota, Metazoa, Arthropoda, Insecta, Diptera, Psychodidae. The transcript is spliced from 6 exons. The coding region runs from base 1108 to 2466 and encodes 452 amino acids. Gene Ontology annotation, cellular component: cytoplasmic stress granule; P-body.
AUACCGUAUCGAUACUCUAUCAUUUGUUGCUAAAAUUAAUGAAACGCGAAAAUGCAGCUUUUGGCUCAUAAAUUGAAUUUUCUUUUUAGUCAUUUUUCCGAGUAUAUUUCCGUGGAAUUUUUCUACAUAAUUCUAGAGUUUUAUUUAUUAGAAAAAUUGAGUUUUUACCUUGAUUUUAAAUUAAAAAUUCUUUGGAGAAGUGCUUACGCAUGUUAUGUCGCAGUAGCAGUUUGCUUAGCAUGACACGAAGUCAGCUGGGAUUUUCCUCAGUCGCCAUAUUUGAAAGAGUGUGGAUAAAUCAUACAAGGUUAAAAAAAUAAAUGAGAAUUGAAAAGUGAUUAAGAAAAAUCUGCGCUAAUUUGAAAGACAAAAGCCAGAGGAUUGCAAAAAGUAAUUUACAAUUUUUUAGGAGAGAACACAUGAGCGAAAAUUUGUGAAGAAGAAAAACUUUUACAUACUAAAGAAAAAAGAGAAAAAAUGUGUAGAAUUUUUGGGUGAAAAUCACUGAAAAAACAAAAAAAAAAUUGCACAGUAAUCACAGAAAAAAAGGUAUUAAAAGUGAUUUUAUCUCCCUUUAAAAAGAAUUAUUAAAAAUAAAGAAAGUAGGACUUAGGAUAAACUCUUUAGUAAAAAAAAAGAAAAAAAAAACGGUGCAAGAGAAAGGACGCUAGAGAAAAUUGUGUCUCCCAUAAAAUAAGUUUUACAGAAAAUAUUUUAUAAGAGACAAGUGCUUAAAAGAGACUUGAUUAAAAGAAAAAAAAAGAAAUAAAUCUUAAAAGAUUACCAAAGACAAAGUGAAAAAAAAAAUUACGAGUUUAAGAGACAAUUUGCAAGUUUUCAUUAUUUCUCUCAAAACAAAGAAAAAGAAAAAAAGUUAAAAGUGAAAAAAGUGAAUGAGAUUUUGUGAAGGUUUAAAAAACAAUUUAGAAUUUAUUUUUAAGUAUACAGAAAACCAACCCAGAAGACACUAAAAAAUUGCAAAAAAAAAGUGUAAAGAAAGCUGAAAGAAGUAUUGUGAUUUUUUAAAAGAAAGAAAAAACAAAAAAGGAAAUUAAGGAAGAAGCAGUAAUCAGGAGGUAUCCUGAAUUGUUUUUUUGGAGAGAAAAAAUGAUGACUGAAAACUUGAGUAUGGCCAACAAUCAUCUCAACAAUCAUGGCUCUCAAAAGAGGUACGCUUACGGCAGUGAAAAAGCAACUGACGACUUGGGGUGGAAAUCAAAGUUGAAAAUUCCUCCAAAAGAUAAUCGAAUUAAAACGAGUGAUGUCACAGACACACGAGGGAAUGAAUUUGAGGAAUUUUGCCUUAAGCGUGAGCUGCUGAUGGGGAUCUUUGAGAAGGGAUGGGAAAAGCCAUCGCCAAUUCAGGAGGCUGCCAUUCCUAUUGCUCUCGGCGGCAAAGAUAUCUUGGCACGUGCCAAGAAUGGAACAGGAAAGACUGGAGCAUACUCCAUUCCUGUUCUCGAGCAAGUUGACACCAGUAAGGAGUGCAUCCAAGCACUGAUAAUUGUGCCAACGCGCGAAUUGGCCCUCCAGACCUCGCAGAUCUGCAUUGAGUUGGCCAAACACAUGGACAUCCGCGUUAUGGUCACGACCGGCGGCACCAAUCUCAAAGAUGAUAUUAUGCGAAUUUACCAGAAAGUACAAGUGAUUAUUGCAACGCCUGGUCGUAUAUUGGAUUUGAUGGACAAAGAAGUGGCAAAUAUGUCAAAUUGCAAGAUGUUAGUAUUAGAUGAAGCUGAUAAGCUUCUAUCGCAAGAUUUUAAGGGCAUGCUGGAUCAUGUCAUAAUGAAAUUGCCGAAGGAACGUCAGAUAUUGCUAUUUUCUGCAACAUUCCCAGUCAGUGUGAUGAAUUUCAUGGAGAGACAUUUGCGUGAGCCAUAUGAGAUCAAUUUGAUGGAAGAAUUGACACUGAAGGGUGUUACGCAGUACUAUGCAUUUGUGCAGGAACGCCAGAAAGUUCACUGUCUCAAUACACUCUUCUCCAAAUUGCAAAUAAAUCAAUCCAUCAUCUUCUGCAAUUCCACUCAACGUGUGGAAUUGCUGGCGAAGAAAAUCACAGAAUUGGGCUACUGUUGCUACUACAUCCAUGCUAAAAUGGCUCAAGCGCACCGCAAUCGGGUGUUUCAUGACUUCAGGCAGGGUUUGUGCAGAAAUUUGGUGUGCUCUGACCUCUUUACACGUGGUAUCGAUGUACAGGCUGUGAACGUUGUUAUCAAUUUUGAUUUUCCCAAAAUGGCCGAAACCUAUCUCCACAGAAUUGGACGAUCUGGACGCUUUGGACAUUUAGGCAUUGCAAUCAAUCUUAUCACGUACGAUGAUCGCUACGAUCUGCAUCGCAUUGAGAAGGAACUGGGAACGGAGAUAAAGCCGAUUCCCAAGGUGAUUGAUCCAUCUCUGUAUGUGGCUACAUCGCUCAAUGAUGCAAAUAUGAGCCUAAACAACGACGAGAGCAAUGUGAGCAAGUGAAAACAGUGAUUAAGUUAACUCCCCAAAAAAAAUAUCAGACGAGAGAAUCAAUAUCUCUCUAAGUUUCUAUCUCAUUCGAGUGGCAAAUUAUCUGGGUGAAUUUGCGUGAUAGUCGCUUUAAAUUUUAAAAAGUUUUUUUUGUUUUUUUUUUUUUUGAGGGAGGGGAGAGAAAUUCGUUUUUUUUUUUCAAAGACCCAGAAGAAAACAUCAACAACAACUCAAGGAAUUUCUUUUACAAUUGCUGGUAAUUUUUUUUUAAAUUUGUUGUUGAAAUUUGAGAAGAUUAUUAUUUUUUGCAUCAGAUUUUUUUUGGAAAAGAUAAAAGAGCAAAUUAUUGAAAGAACAGGGAUCGAGGAUAAUAAAAAGAAAGUCGUGAAAUUGAUUGCAUUGGAGGAAAAUCAAAAGAUAUUUUUUUUUCAAAAAAAAAACCGGUUAAUUUAUCACAUUUUUUUGUAUUGAUUACAUUUUUUUGUGUCAAGCGAUUUUUUUUAUAAAGAAAAACAAGGGAAAAUUUUGAAGUAACGUGAAGAACUUUUUUUGCAAAGGGAAAUAAUAGUGAAUUUAUUAGGAAAAAAAAACAGUGAAGGGGGAAGGGGAGAAAUUUUGAAAAAAAGAGGGAUCACAGGGGAACGAAAGAAAAAUGAGAAUUUGAAUGGAAUAAUUUGUGAAGUAGAGGAAAAUUUUGUGUGAAAGGUAUUUAGCAGAAAUCAAGCAAAAAGGAAAGAUUGAAACCGAACGCAAAAGCAUGUUAAUGCGUGACAAAAAAUUGUAUUUAAAAAAAGAGAGUCAUGUAAAAAUAUUUUUUUCUUUUUUGAGAAAAUUUGUAAUAUUUCACUGAUUUUUCCUCCAGUUUUUUUUUAUUGGAACAUGAAAAAAAAAUAUAAAAUAUUUGCAGAGAAAACAUUAAAUGUGAAAUAGAGCUGAAAACAUGA